GUCAUUGAAAAAAUUUUAUUCCAAAAGAAUAUAAUUACAUACUAAACGACAUAUUUCUAUUUCCAAGAAGUAUUUUAACGUAUAUUUUAUUAAUUAUAAUGAAAUAUUUGUGCAUUAUCUUGCUGUUUACCUGUGUUUUGUGUAACGCCACAACGCCUUUGUAUCUGAAGCGCAUUAAACGAAAUGCCACACAGGAGCAACAUCGCCAGCAAAUACCCAAGGAUUUUGCAAUAGUUCAAAAUAAAAAGGAUACGAAAGAGGGAAAGGAAAGUGCGGAGAAGACUUCAGAGUCCAAGUCCUUGUAUGACACGGUUUUGGCUUCGUUAACUGAUAGUAAAACGCACAAACGCGAUCAAGACAUUUUGAAUAAAAAUCAAUCGGCAAAUUAUUCUAAAAUUGGAUACUCUAAAAAUAAGUCGAAGAAUGAUGACAAUGUCAAUAUUAUAAGCGCUCGUAUUGUGCUUCCGUCUGAGCCAAUUAAUUCUGAUUCAUUGAAUCCUUUCGAUCAAAUGAUGCGCUAUGCAAAUGUGUGGUGGUACAAUGCCGGAUUGGAAACCGAUCCAGCUGAAUUCUCUCAAGCCAAUCACGAAGAUCCCCCAUCUCCACUCAAAUCUGGUCAAACAAAUAUGGCAAGAAACUUAAAUGUUAUGACAAGCAAUCAAUUAAGAUCUCUUUCGCGGGAUGGUGCCUAUGAUCCAAUGGGACUAUUUGACAAUACUCUUAAUGAGGAAACCUUCUAUUGCCCCAUACAUCACAAUAAACCGAUAUUAGGAAACAAUAGGCUGCAUCAUUUACAAGGUGCAAAUGCUUUCCACAAAGACGAUGGGGAAGGAGUCGUACAGGUUUGUUCCUGUCAUUUCAUCAAGAAUUCCGAUAACAAAAACUCCAAGGAUCUCAAAUAAUUUUAUAUAUUUUUUCAAUAAAUAUUAUAUCUUAUAUUUAUUUUUUAUAAAACAA
Messenger RNA from Musca domestica (house fly), 957 nucleotides. RefSeq lists its product as uncharacterized. Lineage: Eukaryota; Metazoa; Arthropoda; Insecta; Diptera; Muscidae. The record is from RefSeq and is a predicted model, not a curated record. The coding region runs from base 99 to 902 and encodes 267 amino acids. The transcript has 4 exons.